This is a messenger RNA of Lasiodiplodia theobromae, 4422 nucleotides long. Its product is annotated as Transcription factor jumonji/aspartyl beta-hydroxylase. The transcript is spliced from 4 exons. Lineage: Eukaryota; Fungi; Ascomycota; Dothideomycetes; Botryosphaeriales; Botryosphaeriaceae. The record is from RefSeq and is a predicted model, not a curated record. Gene Ontology annotation, biological process: chromatin remodeling. Gene Ontology annotation, cellular component: nucleus. The coding region runs from base 1 to 4422 and encodes 1473 amino acids. Gene Ontology annotation, molecular function: histone H3K36 demethylase activity; histone H3K9 demethylase activity.
AUGGAAGACGUCCCCAUGCCCGACGCGCAGAAUGCGCCCGCCGACGCUGCUGCGAAACAGCCGGACCAGAAAGUAGCCUUGACACCGCCCACAAGCGAGGAUAUGGACCGAGGCAAAAGGGAAGGCUCGUCGUCCGAGCUGUCUGAGCUCGAGCUCGACGACGACGAGGAUAUUGGCGAGAUCGAGCCUGACCAUUACUGGGACGGUGGAAAGAUCCCCGUCUUCAAGCCUACUAUGGACCAAUUCCGGAGUUUCAAGAAGUUCAUCGAUAAGAUUGAUAAGUACGGGAUGAAGUCGGGUAUCGUCAAGGUCAUCCCGCCCAAGGAAUGGCGCGAUUCACUUCCGAACCUUGACGAAGCUGUCAAGAAAAUUAAAGUCAAGAAUCCCAUUACGCAGGACUUCUCCGGUUCUCGCGGCCAAUACACUCAGCAGAAUGUCGAAAAGCAAAGAUCGUAUAAUCUGCCAGAGUGGAAGGCUUUAACUAAUCAAUGGGAACACCAACCUCCGGCAAAGCGUGGCGAACGCCGUGGUGAUCAGCCUGCACCUACCAGGACAAGAGCACCACGCAACCGCGAGUCUAGUGCGGCUGCCACACCCGCUGAACCCGGUGUUAAACGAACACGAGGGAGACCUCGAAAGAAUCCUCCAAAAGAAGUGAAAAAAGAAGUCGAAGAAGACUCGUCGGUGAUUGAGUCUGUCGAGCACGUGGAAACACAAAGUAGUGUUCCUCCGACUCCGUCAUCACCACCGGAAGAAACGACUGCCGUGAACAAGAAAGUCGCCACUCUGCAGAAGGAGGCUGGUGAUGGUUCACCAAAGCCAAGAGGUCGCCAACCAAAAUCAAUAUCUUCACGCCGGAAGCACAACAGAGGAGAAACAACAGACGAAGUCGACGAGAAGGCCUUCGAAGACUUUGACUACCACCUUGAAGGCGUUGACGAGUUCACUCCCGAGCGCUGCGCCGAGCUGGAACAAAACUAUUGGAAGACCAUCAAUUUCGGCCAGCCUAUGUAUGGUGCUGACAUGCCUGGGUCACUUUUCGAUGAAUCCACUACCAGUUGGAACGUCGCAAAGCUAGAGAACCUUCUUGACGUCCUUGGAACCAAGGUUCCUGGUGUCAACACCGCGUACCUCUACCUAGGAAUGUGGAAGGCGACCUUCGCGUGGCACCUGGAGGAUGUCGAUCUCUACUCGAUCAAUUAUAUCCACUUUGGAGCCCCAAAGCAGUGGUACAGUAUCUCGCAAGAGGAUGCACGGAAGUUUGAGAAUGUCAUGAGAAGCGUCUGGCCCAACGACGCGAAGAACUGCAGCCAAUUUCUACGUCAUAAGACAUACCUCAUCUCACCUCAGCGUCUUGAGAGUGAAUUUGGUAUCAAGGUCAACAAACUUGUCCACUAUGAGGGCGAAUUUGUGUUGACCUACCCUUACGGAUAUCACUCCGGUUACAACAUCGGGUACAACUGCGCAGAGUCAGUCAACUUUGCCACCGAAGCUUGGCUCGAGUACGGCAGAAUUGCGAAGAAGUGCGACUGCGAGAGUGACAGCGUCUGGGUAGAUGUUGAGGAAAUCGAGCGUAAGCUCCGUGGCGAACCGACUCCUGAAUACAUCGAAGAGACAGACGAGGAAGACGAGGAAGACGAGACCGAAGAAACCGGACACGACCUCCCCAGCCCACCUGCCAGCGUUAAGGGCAAGCCAAAGACAUCUAGGAAGAGGAAGAGGGAUGCUGGAGAGAAAGCUCCCGAAGGAAAGGUUAAACGCGUCAAGCUCCGCCUUAGAGUACCGAAGGAGGAACCCUGCGUCCUCUGCCCGAACGACGUGGCAUUUGACGUCCUUUUGCCAACCGAUAACGGGCAGAAGGCUCACCGUCUUUGUGCCCUAUAUACGCCAGAAACCUACAUCGUCGAGGAGAAUGGCGUCGAGCGCGUCUGCAAUGUGGCCAAUAUCGACAAAGCUCGCCUGGAGCUCAAAUGCAACUACUGUCGCUCGAAGCGUGGUGCCUGCUUCCAGUGCGCCUCGAAGAAAUGCAUUCGGGCCUUCCAUGCUACCUGUGCUGCCGCAGCUGGUGUGCAGAUAGACGAAGGCCCUGUGCCCACAUUCGAUGAGGAUGGCACAGAGUACUACUGUGACGGUUUCGAUCUUCGGUGCCGUUUCCAUCGUGCUAAGCGACCCAAGUUCACUGACGUCGAUUCGCUGGAGAACAACAAGCUCAUCACCGAAUUCGCCAAGUCCCUUGAGCCGAAGCAGGUUGUCCAGGCACAAUAUGUCGGCGGUGAAAUCUUCGCCGGCAUUGUCGUUGAGAACAAGCCUGAAGAGUUGAGCGUCAUCAUCGAUGUGCUCCCAGCCUGUUUCGAGAGGGUUGAGGUUGAAUGGAAAUACCUUUUGGUGCUUGACCCUGCACAGUCACUUCGCCCGAAGCCUUCUGCAAACGCGAAACCUCUCCCAGAGCAUCUCAACCAGGCUUCAUCUACGCUCAACGCAAAGAACCAGAAAGAUGGCCCGCCGGAGAUGGACACGCCCUUCUGCGACUCGAAUGCCGAGUUCAAGUGGGCGGAAUUCCACACUGCCGCAGCAGCAGAAGUCAAGAACCCCUUCCAGACCAAGAUCGACCUGGCCAAACCUCUUCAGCUUUGGCAUUAUCUUGGAAAGACAUCUACGGAAGCGAAGGCUCAGUACACCGAGGACCUGAGGAAGCGACAGCACAACCCGAAGAGCAAUUUCUUGGACACUGUCAAGCCGCCCCCUCGCUCUGCGCAAGCUUACCAUCCUCGGGCCAUUGGUCCUGCUUAUGUCUCUGGGGUAAAUGUCAACGCCCUAAACGGAGCAAUGGCCGCACAGAGGCAAUCGAUGCAGCCCCACUAUGGACAGAAGCCCUACGAGUACAAGCCACGUUCAGGCCCAGCGUACACUGCUCCGCAAACAGCUUAUUCACCCUACGCGUACAAUGGCCAGCCAGCCAACAGGAAUGCGCCUCUUUCCUAUACUCCACUUCCCCCUUACCCUUAUUCUCCAAGCACCUAUCAUGAUGCCCGAAGGUCGUCAGCUGGCUCGGCAAACUCGCCGCCAUCGCAAACACCUCAUCAUCCACCAAAUUACGUGCCUCCGUACCAUCAGACGACAUCGCAUUCGCCAUAUUCGAGCGCAUACAGUGCCAAUCAACCAAUCCACUACCCCAACUACCAUCGACCCUCGUUUUCGACCCCUUAUCAACAGCCAUUGCGCCCAGCUGCUACCUCUCCUCCAGCUGCUGGCUCGGCUGUUUCAGCGACUUCCAUGUCUCCGUCUGCACAUAGCGGCUCGCCGGCAAUACGCUCGGAUUCUAUUUCGUCGACAAGCUCGAAAUCAUCCGACCUUGAGUACAUACAAUUCUUGCAGAGGUUCCCUUACCUACUCAACGCAUAUCUACGUAGACCGAAGGUGUACGAGUCGCCAUACCCUGGGACGAGCGGGUUCUCUGAGGCGUACAAUCCUCGCAAGAUUCUAGCAGAGAGACAGGCGCAGCGUCAAGCUCCCCAGCCGCAGUGGGGCUAUCCGGGCACUAAUGGGCAUGGCGGUGGCCACCAACCUUACGGCUAUCAACAGCCCUAUGCCCCUGGUCAUCCUCCAACACAUGGCAGCCGCCCAGGGCUGAUGUUCCAAAGCGCACAGGACUUCCGAGCUGAUGUAAACAGAACGCAAGCAACACAGAUGAGCAAUAUGCCCAAGUUCGACAUGUUGAUCAAGCAGCUUUCCCAGGCAAACGAGACGGCCGCCCGGCGCUUCGCAGCUCGAACACAGGCUCACCAGGCCCAACAACAGCAGGAUACUCCGGCUCAAGCUCAAGCUCAGAGUUCGUCGACAGCUGCUGCUGCGGCGGCGGCGGCGGCGGCGGCUGCGGCCGCAGCAGCGGCAGCCGUAGCAGCAGCAUCUCAACAAGGCCAACAACCACACCAGCGGCAAGUGCCACCACCACCCACCGCAACACCUCUCGGUGGCUACACCGGACCGUCUAACACUCGCGGCUACAGACCGGGCUACGGCUACGACAGCGGCGCAUUCGGACCGGACACGCAGACCAAGGUGCCAUCGCCGUUCAACCACACGCCUCCUUCGCAGCGCGCCGUGCCUCACGUUCCUGCUCCCGUUUCCGCGCCCGCCCCAGUGACGCCGGCUAGGCGACCGUCGUCGUCGAGUGCUCGUGAAGGUAAUGGCGCGGGUGGUAAUGAUGGUGGUGAAGCGGAGGGAAGGCGUACGCCGCAGCGCCCCGCGGUCAGUCCGCUCAGCGAUGCGGGUGAGGAUCGCAUGGGGGCGACGACGCCACCGCCGCAGCCGUCUGCAGCACCGGUUUUGGAUGGACAACAGACGGCUGCUAUUCCGCCGCCGCAGAAGGAGGCGGAGGCGAACGGGGGUGCGAGUGGAAGGGAGACGUGGCGGUAUACUUGA